CCAACGGACCGCGCGGUGGGGGCCACGGUGCAAAUGUGACGAGGUCGCGAGAGCCUGGGACACGCGGGAGGAAGGGUUUAACCAUUAGCCACGAGCGCGCAUUAAGACGGGCUGCGCAGAACUCGUGCCGCUCACAUCGCGUGCGCACCGGCGUUCACGCCAGCUGAGACGUGAGGACAGCGCGCGGCGACCAUCUCCCCACACUUUAAGGUGACUGCCUGUUCCGCCCGGAGAGGUCCUUUUGGGCAGCAGGUAAUUCAAUCCCCAGCAGAUCUUUAAAUAUCUUCUUUGGAAACCUCCCUGUAGCCACACAGUGUAAGGCGAAACUCCCUCCCUCACUAGCCAGUGGACGGACCGGUCAAUACUGGAGUCUGCCUCCUUCUACAGUUUGUAAGGGACUAUUUAGGACCGACCACAGGGAAAAGUUUCCAUUGCUCUCAAGAACACCUUCAUCUUUAGGUUCUGACUAGUAUGUUGUUUUUUUGCUGGUCCACUCUAAGCACCUUGCAUUGAAUGGAGGACCUACUGGUUCUGCUGCCAAAGCACCGACAGGAACACGGGCUCUGCAGAUGCACUGCUGCCGCCUCUCUGGACAUCUAUUCCCACCAAGUGCUUUUCUCCUCUUCACCAGCGGCCCUAACCUCCUGCUCGCCUCUUUAAUGGGAUAAAUAAAACCUGGGCUGAGCACGUUCAAGACCAGAUCAGGUGACUGUUUCCGUUCUGACUUCCCCAGAACCAUUGGGUCAAGGCGAGCUGACCUUUUCUUGUCAAGUCUAUUGUCUUUCAAAGGCCUCCGCAUGGUGCUUUGGUCGAAAGAACAAGACAAAGUCCCCAACAUCGACAUGUCCUCAGGGGCCAUUGAGAUAAAGAAAGAGGGAGGCCCCCUCGCCCCGGUCUUUCUAAACUCCAACUGCACUGUCCACCCACUCAUCCUCUCCAACGGCCCGGAAGAAGUGAGCCCGGGAACGGGAGGUGAGUUUGAGCUCACGGAGGCCAGCUCUUUCACGGAGAGGGCCUGCGAGACAGUGGAGGACGAGGAGAGGUCGGAGAUCGUGGUAGCAAUAGACUGUUUAGACAAUGCCAAAGGUCAGCGGGAGGAGGAUGCUCUCCUGGAGAAUGCGAGUCAAAGCAAUGAGAGUGACGAUACUAGCACCAAUCAGAGCCCUGAACCACCGGUGCCCCUCAAGGAGAGCUCCUUCUCCAUCGGUCUGCAAGUGGUUUUCCCCUUCCUGCUGGCUGGGUUCGGGACAGUGGCUGCGGGAAUGGUGUUGGACAUCGUCCAGCACUGGACGGUGUUCAUCGAGGUGUCGGAGGUGUUCAUUCUGGUUCCUGCAUUGUUGGGGCUCAAAGGCAACUUGGAGAUGACGCUGGCCUCAAGACUUUCCACAGCGGCUAAUAUUGGUCAAAUGGAUACAGCCAAGGACAUGUGGAAGAUGGUUAUGGGAAACUUAGCCCUGAUCCAGGUCCAGGCGACAGUGGUGGGGUUCCUGGCUUCCAUAGCUGCUGUGAUCUUUGGCUGGAUCCCAGAGGGACACUUCAGGCUGGGUCAUGCCGUGCUGCUGUGCGCCUCCAGCGUUGCCACUGCCUUCAUUGCUUCGCUCAUCCUCGGUCUCAUCAUGAUUGGCGUCAUCAUCGCGUCCAGGAAAGUUGGCAUCAACCCUGACAAUGUGGCCACACCAAUUGCGGCGAGCCUGGGAGACCUGAUCACCCUUUCCCUGCUGGCGGGCAUCUCCACUGGGCUCUACAAGGAGCUAGAGUACAACGACUACGCCAACCCGCUGGUGUGUGCAGCGUUCGUGGCUAUGUGCCCUCUGUGGGUGCUGAUCGCUAGGAAGAUCCCCUCCACCAGAGAAGUCCUCUAUUCUGGCUGGGAGCCGGUCAUUAUUGCCAUGGCGAUCAGCAGUGUGGGAGGAUUGAUCCUUGACAAAACUGUCACCAACCCCAACUUUGCUGGAAUGGCUGUUUUCACACCAGUCAUCAACGGUGUUGGGGGUAAUCUGGUGGCAGUGCAGGCCAGUCGAAUUUCCACCUAUCUCCACAUGAACUGUCUUCCCAUGGGAGAGCCUAGCCCCUCCCCCAGGAAGUGCCCCACACCUUGCACUUCUUUCUUUGGCUCCACGGUCAACUCUCGUUCAGCCCGUGUGCUCUUCCUCCUGGUUGCUCCAGGUCACCUCGUCUUCCUCUAUACCAUCAACUCUCUGAGAGGAGGGCACACCACCAUCACACCCAUCUUCAUCACCUUUUAUCUGGCAGCUGCACUACUGCAGGUUAUGAUCCUCCUCUACCUGGCAGACUGGAUGGUUCACUGGAUGUGGGGGCGGGGCAUGGACCCAGACAACUUCUCCAUCCCGUACCUGACCGCCCUGGGCGACCUCCUGGGGACGGGCUUCCUCGCCCUCUGCUUUCACAUGCGCUGGUUCAUUGGGGACAGAGACAUGAAUGUGGGCGACUGAACACCAGAAACAUUCGCACUAAAAGUACAAAUAAAAUCCCUCAGACGUACUGUAAGCGCGCAUGGAUGGACGACUGUGUGUCUGAGAGUGGACAAACAAAAAGGGCUAAAUGUCGUCAUGGCUCAGGAUGAUCCCAUCGCUCACAGUGGAUAUCAGGAUGUGGCUGGACUUGAUCACUUUAGGGCCCAGAAAAUCCAGACAUUGCCUUUCUGUCACUAUGGAAACAAGGAUAUCUCUUGCUAACCACCCAGCAAAUCCCCCAGACUCUACUACCCCUUCUGUAUUUGAAUUAAUAUCCAACCACUCUUUUUAUGUUUGUUGACUGAUUGUUGGUUGAUUAAGAAUCUGAAUAGCAAUUUGUUCAACAUGCACAACAAGUCCUCAUUAUUUUCAAUGGGGAUGUUAGCCCUCUUUUUUUUUAAGCUUUUAACACUUGAAGCCACCGUGAUAAAAGAGAGUAUAUACAUAUAUAUAUGUCUGAAAACAAGAAUGUUUCACCACUAAGUGCUAUUUACAGGAUGAAUAUUACACAAAGUCUAGUUUAAUUUAGCAUUUUGCUAAAUAUCAAAAUUAAUUAUUUUGGCCUUAUUAUGGUAUGAGGGAAGGCUGUGGUCUCACCACAGGGGACUGGACCUAAAUUCCUUUCUUGCCUUUUCCCAUAGCUUCAUUUGAGCACAAAUAUGGGCUGUAAUCUUUAUUUUUUAAUGCCUCUGUCUUUUAGAAUUGCAAAAAAGAAGCAUCGAAUUGAGGUCGAUGCAGCACAGCAUUCUAGGGCGUUUUUUUGUAAACAUUUAAUGAUUGCCUCAUUAGUUUCUGCUGAUGUUCAUUAAAAUACAAAGAUAGCUUCGCUGAAUCUACCAAAAUUAAAAAAUUAGGACUAUCCACGAGAAAAAUGAAUCAAACACAAUAUGUGAAGAAUCAAGAAUAUGUGUACAAAUAUAAUUCAUUGUUGCCAAUUGUUUCAGAAGAAAACAUUUCCAGUUCUUCUAUUUGAAAUCACCAGCCAAACAUACUGUGUGUUUCAAAGUCACAAAAAAAAAGAGCAGCAAUGUUUUUUUGGCUGUUAUUCACAUGUAUUAUUGUGCGACCAGCACAAAAAUUGAUGGAAAUUCAUGUUGGCCACACGUACAAGCGGCCAAGUUGCUGCAUUGCUGCAUCAAUCGCACGUAUUUUAAGUGCGUCCAAGGCAAAAUUUUGUUUUGGUCGUAUUCAAAGUUAAAGUCCUAUUAGUUGUCACGCACCUAGAUGUGUGAAAUUUGUUCUUCAUAUUUGAUCCAUAUCUUUGGGGAGCGGUGAGCUGCAGACUUGGCUGCGCUCAGGAACCGUAUUUAACUCUGAACUUAAUCCUAAUCGUAAUCCGCCCUCUGCGUCCAUACGGCAAAGAAAAAAGUUCAACACUAGCCGCACAUAUAUAGAAAAUUUCGUGCAAAUAGUCACUUUCAUGUUUUUUUAGCCACUUUAAGUUCCUCCCAAAAACUGAAGACUUUUGUCUUUACAAUGCAUUUAAAAGUUAAUAAAUAUUUUAUUUUAUUCUAUAAAAUAGGAUGAAAAAAAAGAAACAAAACUAAAAGUUGUAAACUAAAGCUGGAUUUUUACCACUAAAAUGUGACUGAAUAGAGUUGAUCCAUAUUUGAAAUGUGUCACCAUAAUUUAAGAUGCUAAUGCAACUUAAUUUGUUUUACCUUAAUGAAAUUUACCCUUUAAAAUAUAACACAUUAAAAGAAUAUUACAAGCAAAAUUUGAAAGUUAUAAAAAUUAGUUCCAAAAAAAUAAAUACAAAUUUGCUACAAAUGAAAAGCUUCGGCUAAUUGGCAAGCUAACAAAUGCUAAUGCUAGUUAACCAAAAAGCUAAUCAGCAGGCUGAAAACUACCAUUACUUUUUAAAAUAACUAGUUAAAAAAAUAUUGUCUACUUGCCUUUCAGUUUGCCCAAAAAUAACUGACAGUUAAUCGUUUAGCUCAUUAGCUAGCUGACUUCUCAAAACAGUUAGAUAAUUAGCUACGUAGCUAUCUGAGUCUGCUAACCGUUUCGCUUAGGAGUUAGCUAACAGCUGAGCGGGUCAUUCGGCCAUUUUACAGCUACAUGCUUUUUUAAAAUCCUGGUAUAAGUCUUAAUGAAAGGAAAUUUAUUCAUUUAUGGAAUAAAUUGCAAAGUAAAAAAAGGAGAAAAAUAAUCUUCCACCAGAAAACUAUAAUUUUCACUGCAUCUUUUGUUUUUAAUUUAUUUUCUUUACAUUAGAAAAUUUGAAACGUGCCAUUAACAAAUUAAAACCCACUAUGUAAAAGAAGAAGAAGAAAACGGGAAAUAGUCCUAUUUAUCUUAAUUUACUUACAUUUGUUGCUCCAAAGCUUCCAUCGUUCAUUUGUUAAGGAUAUGUUUUGUUUACUUUUUAGUUUUAUUUUUCUCCAUAUUCAGAAAUCUGACUUUUUUGUUACAGGAACUUUUGAGGACAGUUGGGCAAAAUUCUGUAAAUACAUUUAAAAUCCUAAAUUAAAGUUAUAAUCCAUUAAAUAAAAUGUUAUUUUAAACCAAAAUGCUCUUUUGCGUGUAUUAGCUUCUGGUGUAAUCAGGUUUUGAGGCAUUUCACCCACGAGCUUUUACCUUCUAAUAUACUUGUCUUUAAAACUGAGCACCAUAAACUGAACUGGUCAAAAGUUGAUUUAGGGGCUUUAAUUUUCCUUAAACAUUAUUUUUCCUCUUCCAUCCCAUCCUGUUUGGUAACUUUACCUUCAAAAACUGUUCAUCUCUUUCUGCUAGUGUAAAAAUUACCCACAAUUCAUCAACCCUCCUCUCUUUUUAAAAUAGGGGCCAGCAGCAGAAUGCAUGUGCGGGACACAUAGUGCUAAUGUGCACAACUUGAUCCUUUUAUGUGUUUAUUGAAAAAAAAUCUUCUGGUCUUAAAGAGUUUGUUUUCAAUGUCAAAAAAUGUUUUUUUUUUUUUCUCUUUCUAAUCUUUGAAUUAACUGUAAAACAUCCUUUUUGUUUGUGUGUCAAAAGGUUCAUCAACCACUUCAACUAAUUCAGCAGAGUACUGGAGUUUGCACACUACCAGCAGGGGGCACUGCAGGCUGCUUAGUGUCUUCACUUUGCAUUUGAUGCAGAAAAGUUGCAUCUCUUUCCAUUUUGGCUCAACAUUAUUUACACUUUUACCAUCCAGGUGCCAGCGUACUGUCUCCACAUCAGCAGAAAGGUGUGAAUACUUCUUCAAGGGGGCAUGUAAUGCUAUGUCUAUUUAUUUGAAAAGCACAUAAGGCAAAUUGUACAUAUGGUAUUUAUUCUAUAUAUAAGGUUGUUUAUGUUGCCAUUUUGGCUCAGUUUGGCACCAUGUCAAGCUUUUUUUCUCCUUAUCCUUUCGAGCCUAACACCACUCUUCGAACGUUUGCAGAGACACAAAACUGCCUUAACGUAAACAGAGCCAAGCUCAACUCAGAGUAACCCAUCAGGAGUUAGGUUUGCCUCUUUAAUUCGUUUAAUAAAGGAUGUACAGUCUGUUGAUUACUUGUGAUGCAAUAAUACGUUUGCAGGAUAUGGCAGUGGAAACUGGUCCAUGUUUUUGACCAUGUGAGGGCUGAACCCCCCCACCCUAUUCCCAGCCCUCUGAACUUGUUCCCAGCUGCUGCUGCCUUGUUAACCUCCGAACCCUCACGGGGAGCCGCGCUCAACUUCAGUUUGUUAACAUCAAGAUCAAACCUCUAGAUGUUUGCUUGUCAGCUCUGCUGCCUUUGAAGAAAAGCUAAUGUCAAAUGUACCAGAGACUUCACUCUGUACAACCUCAGAGGAAGAGGAAUUUUUGGGGGGGGCACACUUUCUGUAUUUGUAAUUUGCUGGAAAUAAAUGACUAUAUUAUUUCA
This is a messenger RNA of Oryzias melastigma (Indian medaka), 6304 nucleotides long. RefSeq names its product solute carrier family 41 member 1 (gene slc41a1). Gene Ontology annotation, cellular component: plasma membrane. Gene Ontology annotation, biological process: monoatomic cation transport. NCBI's taxonomy places the organism in Eukaryota, Metazoa, Chordata, Actinopteri, Beloniformes, Adrianichthyidae. The transcript has 11 exons. Gene Ontology annotation, molecular function: monoatomic cation transmembrane transporter activity. The coding region runs from base 798 to 2453 and encodes 551 amino acids. The record is from RefSeq and is a predicted model, not a curated record.